GAUCGCAUCUUUAUCAUGGGGACUGUUUGCUUUUCGCGGAGCUGCUGUUUGCUCUUUGCUCUCGCCUGGGCCGGCAGGUUGGCAGGAGGCAGCGGGGGCGCAGAUGUUGACGAGUGCGCAGAAGCUACGGAUGACUGUCACAUCGAUGCGAUCUGCCAAAACACGCCGAAAUCCUACAAAUGCAUCUGCAAGCCGGGCUAUAAAGGUGAAGGGAAACAAUGUGAAGAUAUUGACGAGUGUGAAAAUGACUUCUACAAUGGGGGUUGUGUCCACGAGUGUAUCAACAUUCCAGGCAACUACAGGUGUACAUGCUAUGAUGGGUUCAUGUUAGCCCACGAUGGCCACAACUGUCUUGAUGUUGAUGAGUGUCAGGAUAACAAUGGAGGAUGCCAGCAGAUUUGUGUAAAUACUAUGGGCAGCUAUGAAUGUCAGUGCAAAGAGGGCUUUUUUCUGAGUGAUAACCAGCAUACCUGCAUUCACCGCUCCAUUGAGGGUAUGAACUGUAUGAAUAAAGAUCAUGGGUGUGCACACAUCUGCCGGGAGACGCCCAAAGGUGGGGUUGCCUGUGAAUGUAGGCCUGGCUUUGAGCUUGCCAAAAACCAGAAGGACUGCAAAUUAACCUGUAACUAUGGGAAUGGAGGCUGCCAACACACCUGUGAUGACACAGAUACUGGUCCUGUGUGUGGUUGUCAUCAGAAGUAUGCCCUACAUUCAGAUGGCCGAACCUGCAUUGAAACAUGUGCUGUCAAUAAUGGAGGCUGUGAUCGGACUUGCAAGGAUACCGCGACAGGGGUACGAUGCAGUUGCCCAGUUGGAUUUACCCUGCAGCCUGAUGGGAAAACGUGCAAAGAUAUUGAUGAGUGCCUGGUAAACAACGGUGGCUGUGACCAUUUCUGCCGAAACACAGUUGGCAGCUUUGAGUGCAGCUGCCAAAAAGGCUAUAAACUGCUGACAGAUGAACGAACCUGCCAAGAUAUCGACGAGUGUUCCUUUGAAAGGACCUGUGAUCACACCUGCAUCAACUACCCUGGUAGCUUUGAAUGUCUCUGCCAUAAAGGCUACACCUUGUAUGGACUGACGCACUGCGGAGAUAUUGAUGAGUGCAGCAUCAGCAAUGGUAGCUGUGACUAUGGGUGCCUUAAUACCAUGGGGAGCUAUGAAUGUGUCUGUCCACCUGGAAAGAAACUGCACUGGAAUAAAAAGGACUGUGUUGAGAUGGUGAAAUGUCUCCCGAAUGCCAAACCAGCUCCCAAGGCUCAGCUAGUGUGUAGUAAGACAGGAGGCAUAGAAAGCUGCUUCCUGUCAUGCCCAUCCAAUACUCUUUUUGUUCCAGAUUCGGAGAACAGCUACACGCUGAGCUGUGGCAUUCCUGUCCAGCAAGGCAAAGCUCAGCAGAAACGCAACACAACCCUGCCCAGCUGUGCAGAUUCAUUAGCCCCUCCAAUCAAGCAGAAAGCUCGUUUUAAAAUUAAGGAUGCAAAAUGCCAUUUACGGCCUCGCAGCAAAGAAAAAACAAAAGAUUCUGGGAAGCAAGCUGGUUUAGGAGGUCAAUUCCCUUGUACAGACAACUGCCAGGUGACCUUUGUGAAUCUCAAGUGUGAUUCCUCCAAGAAAAAACGUCGAGGCCGUAAGUCCCCAUCAAAAGAGGUAUCCCAUAUCACUGCAGAGUUUGAAGUGGAGAUGAAGUCGGAAGAAGUUUCAGACACCUGUAACAUUGACUGUGUUCGGAAAAGGAUGGAGCAGAAGCUGCAAACUGCAAUCAAAACAUUGAGGAAAUCUAUUAAUAAACAGCAAUUUUACAUUCAGUUUUCUGGGACAGAAUAUGAAGUGGCUCAGAAGCCAGCUAAAGCUACUGAAGGGCAUGAAGCUUGCAGUACAGGGCAAGUGCUGCAGGAUGGAAAAUGCGUUACCUGCAGCACGGGCACCUUUUAUAGCGGAGAACAUAAUCAGUGCGUUCCUUGCUCACCAGGAACAUACCAAGACACAGAAGGUCAACUUACCUGUGAGCCCUGCCCAAGUAAUGAUGGACUGGGCGUAGCGGGCGCCCGGAAUGUGUCAGAAUGUGGAGGGCAGUGUUCUCCUGGGCACUAUUCCUCAGAUGGUUUUAAACCUUGUAGAGUCUGUCCUCUUGGUACAUACCAGCCUGAACCAGGAAGGACCCUCUGCUUUCCAUGCGGCGGUGGGCUUGUGACCAAGUAUGAAGGUGCUGUUUCCUUUCAAGACUGUGAAACCAAAGUUCAUUGUUCUCCUGGGCACUACUACAACUCCACAACACACAGAUGUAUCCGAUGCCCUAUGGGAACAUACCAGCCUGAGUUUGGUCAAAACUACUGCAUCACCUGCCCUGGGAACACAAGUACAGAUUUUGAUGGUUCCACUAAUGUUACGCAUUGCAAAAACCAGCACUGUGGAGGAGAACUUGGUGAUUAUACUGGCUACAUUGAAUCGCCCAACUAUCCUGGAGACUACCCAGCUAAUGUUGAAUGCAUCUGGAAUAUAAACCCACCCCCAAAGAGGAGAAUACUCAUCGUAGUACCUGAGAUAUUUCUCCCAAUUGAAGAUGAAUGUGGUGACGUUUUAGUAAUGAGAAAAAGUGCUUCUCCUACUUCGAUUACUACAUAUGAAACAUGUCAGACUUAUGAGAGACCUAUUGCCUUUACCUCAAGAUCAAGGAAACUCUGGAUUCAGUUCAAGUCAAAUGAAGGAAACAGUGGCAAAGGAUUUCAGGUCCCCUAUGUGACAUACGAUGAGGAUUACCAACAACUAAUAGAAGACAUUGUUCGAGAUGGACGAUUAUAUGCAUCAGAAAAUCAUCAAGAAAUUCUAAAGGACAAGAAACUGAUUAAAGCUCUCUUUGAUGUACUGGCACACCCACAAAACUAUUUCAAGUACACAGCACAAGAGUCAAAAGAGAUGUUUCCAAGAUCAUUUAUAAAGCUACUGCGAUCAAAAGUUUCCAGAUUUCUAAGACCAUACAAGUAGUCCAGUGGUAUUCAAUUGUUGGUUAUUUUGCAUUCCUGUCAAAUAUUGUCUUUCCUCCAUAGUAGAAACAUUUGCUAAUUUGAAGGCUCUUUUUCGCAGUCUUUGUUUUCAGUUGUAUAUUGAAGAAUACCUACGAUGUUUUAUAAGCAUUCAAAGCCAAUAUCCUGAAUGGGAUUUUUACUACAAAAGAAAAAAAAAUGUGCAUCCUUGAGCACAUCUAGUUGAAAAUCCAAAUUUGUGUCUGCACUAGUGUAUCUUCACUUCCCAUUUGAAAUUACAUGAGAUAGAAAGUCUUCUUUCUAGCUUUUUCUUUUUCGUCAACAAUAACUUUCAUCAAGCAAAGAAGGAAUUUCUUCAAAUUGGAUUAAACUACCUGCAGAUAAGUUCUAUUGUAGAAAGACGUAUGUAGUAUAAAUAAUAUUUGCAUUUUGAAUUGCACUUGAAGUUUAUAUCUCUAGAAGAAAAGAAAACUAUCUAAAUUUUGCUAUCUCUCCUUUGUGGCUGAGUGGAACCUCUGUCCAGGUAGACAUCAAAAGGGAAAAAAGGAAAAAAAAAGCCACAGAUGUAUAAUUUUGUUUUGUGACUUACAUGAGAUUGAGUUCCUUGUCCUGGCCUCCUAAUGUUUUUAUCUGUCCUCUUCUAAACUUCUUCAGAGGCUUGCCACUGUCAGUUCACUGAAACAGAUUUAGCUCUGGAUUUCCGUACACCAAUUGGUCCCUUUGAAGGCAUUUACAAUAGGAUAGGUGAGAAAUGAACAGCAACAGUAGUAGUCUUGUUUUUCUUUCUGUUAAUAGAGCAUCUAAUUAAUUACAAUAUAUAAAUAUAUAAAUAUAUACUUCUAUUUGUGGGUACAUUGGUAAUGUUAUCUUUAGUUACUGUAAAUAUUAUUCAUGCUUAAAUCUUAAAUCCCACUCACCCUGUUUACCCGUAUCUAUUUGUAACUUUGCUUAGAUGAUUAAAUGACUUCUCCAAGUACUUGUCACUUCCGUUUACAACAAACUGAAGCUUUUUGAAGUUUUGUAAUACUGGAUAAUGGUUUACUCUGGGACAAUCUCUUUUAAUAUAUAUUAUUCCAGGAGAAAUAACAUCAGUUAAGAUGCAACUGCUGUCCAGUAAGGUGUCAGCUGUUGUCUCUUCUUUGGGCACCCCUCAGAUACAGACCAACAGAGUUAACCAUGAGGAUGACAUGCAUAGAGGUGGAACUCCUCACUGAGGAGGAAUUUCUGUUGGACCUGCCAACUCUGAAAUGCUGGGAACAGACCUGUGUCACAGGCCUAGGCUCUGUGGAGGUGAGGGGUGAACAGGACACAGUUUUGCAGAUAAAAGCAGGCCCUGCAGCCUUCAGAGACCUGGCACUCCCUUUUGUCACAGGGGCUGCAAGAGAACAUUAGCCUCAUGGUCAGGCCUUCCUUAUGGAGUGACACGUACUGGUCGGGUGAGAGCAUGAUAAAUCCUGUGUUUUCUAGCACAG
This is a messenger RNA of Melopsittacus undulatus (budgerigar), 4453 nucleotides long. RefSeq names its product signal peptide, CUB domain and EGF like domain containing 1 (gene SCUBE1). The record is from RefSeq and is a predicted model, not a curated record. NCBI's taxonomy places the organism in Eukaryota, Metazoa, Chordata, Aves, Psittaciformes, Psittaculidae. Gene Ontology annotation, cellular component: cell surface. Gene Ontology annotation, molecular function: calcium ion binding. Bases 16 to 2982 code for a protein of 988 amino acids. Gene Ontology annotation, biological process: signal transduction. The transcript has 22 exons.